Molecule: messenger RNA, 1647 nt
Organism: Hibiscus syriacus
Lineage: Eukaryota; Viridiplantae; Streptophyta; Magnoliopsida; Malvales; Malvaceae
Product: protochlorophyllide-dependent translocon component 52, chloroplastic-like
Exons: 8
Coding region: 16-1647 (543 amino acids)
Molecular function (GO): 2 iron, 2 sulfur cluster binding; chlorophyllide a oxygenase activity
Source: RefSeq, a predicted model, not a curated record
CGAAAAUCGGCAGCCAUGGAUGUUGUCAGAGCUUCUUCUUCCAUUGUUUCUGCACGAUGCAUUUUAACUACUAAAACCCAGUUUCAUAAACCCAUCUUUCACAACAUUUUGUUAAAAUCUGGGAUCAAAUCAUCUUUCAAUCCUCUCCAUAGAAACCCAUCAAAAUCCAGGUUGUUUACGUCCUUAUCAUCGUCCCCAACAACGGAAUCCAUUGAGCCACCUCUGCCGGAAGUUGAGAUCGACAGUGGGAGAGAGGAAUUCGAUUGGUAUUCUCAUUGGUACCCGGUGAUGCCGGUGUGUGAUUUGGAUAAAACGAAGCCGCACGCGAAGAGGAUAUUGGGACUUGAUCUUGUGGUGUGGUGGGAUAGGAAUGAGAAUGAAUGGAAAGUGUUUGAUGAUACGUGUCCUCAUAGAUUGGCUCCUUUGUCAGAGGGAAGAAUUGAUCAAUGGGGUAGAUUGCAGUGUGUUUACCAUGGUUGGUGCUUUGGUGGCAAUGGUGACUGCAAACUCAUUCCUCAAGCUUCCUCCGACGGACCCCCCGAUUUGGUGCAUACAUUCAAGAAAGCAUGUGUGGCGGUUUAUCCAAGCACGGUGCAGCAUGAUAUUGUGUGGGUUUGGCCAAAUGCCCAUCCACAAUACAAAGAUAUUAUAAAGAACAAAAAGGCCCCUUACAUUCCUGUAUUGGAUGAUCCUUCAUUUUCCAAGGUGAUGGCAAACAGAGAUAUUCCUUACGGGUAUGCAGCUCGUCUUAUCCGAGUAGAGGUUGACAGAGAAGGGGGCAGACCAUAUGAGAUGCAAGUCAAGAAGUUGGACAUCAAUGGUUUCACCGGAAAGCAGGACGGGACCAAUUCGUUCUUUAUUGCACCUUGCAUCUUUCAUUCCUACGUCGAUGAUGAUACCGAUCCCAUGGUUGAUGCAGCAUCUUCUGAAUCCCAAAAGGUUCAAACUGGAACAUCUGGUAAUAGCAGGGUGAUUUGGACUUUCCCGAGAAACUUUGCUGUUUGGAUUGACAAAAUUGUUCCGAGAUGGAUGUUUCACAUUCGAUCGAAUCUGUUUUUUGACUCUGAUCUGUAUCUUCUUCACGUCGAGGAGCGUAAGAUAAUGGAAAUAGGGGUUACCAAUUGGCAAAAAGCUUGUUUUGUGCCUACAAAGUCAGAUGCCUUUGUGGUCGGUUUCCGGAGGUGGUUCAAUAAGUAUGCUGGCGGCGAGAUUGAUUGGAAAGGGAAGUCUACUGGAGCUCUUCCUCCAUCCCCUCCUAAAGAACAGCUAAUGGACAGCUACUGGACUCAUGUAGUGAAUUGCAAGAGUUGCAGAACUGCAUAUAAAGGUCUCAAUGCACUCGAAGUAAUGCUUCAGAUCAUAUCGGUUGUUUCCAUCGGGAUCGUUGCCGCAAUGAAGCAGAACAUGAUGUCAAUGCUUCAAGAUGGUUGGCUCAUUUCAUCUACAAGACUUUCCAUUAUCAUGACUAUAACCAUGCUGUUGUGUAAAUUUGAUGUGAAUAUUACGCCCCCUGUUUCGGCGGCAAUAGCCCCUGCUUUGGCACCCAAUCCCAUUUCUGAAACCGGGAUCGGAAAAUCCGAAGAGAACAUAUCGAAUUCAAGCUUAAAAUCGGAUUGUGAGGACUUCAAUUGCUCUGAUCGCUCAUAA